Molecule: messenger RNA, 2252 nt
Organism: Puntigrus tetrazona (Sumatra barb)
Lineage: Eukaryota; Metazoa; Chordata; Actinopteri; Cypriniformes; Cyprinidae
Product: coiled-coil domain-containing protein 60-like
Exons: 14
Coding region: 137-1795 (552 amino acids)
Source: RefSeq, a predicted model, not a curated record
CAGGUUGAGGCUGUUUUUUUUAAUCGUCUUGUUACCACUGGAGACCAAGCGGCCAACCUUAGGCUGAGUUUGCACUGCAGCUUUUAUAUGCCUGAGUAUAUCUGAACCGCCGUUGAAAAGUCUGAGAGCAGUGGAAAUGGCGGUUCAGAGCCAUGUUUCAGAUUCUGGAUCCUGCAAAGCGGAAAAGGCGUAUGAAUGUGAGAUGUUUUGGGAGAGAUUUCGGCGCAGACAGGAACCGCUGACCCAUAGAGUCUACGGUUCACUCAGACGUAGCUGUGCUGAGAAUGCACUGGAGUCACUUCACCUGGAAGCAAAGAACCUCAUCACCAAUUAUCUGGGACAAGCAGACAAGGCGCCGAACGAGAAGAUCUCUGAAGCCGAUGACGAUCUCGUUCACGAAAGCCCUCCACAUUCUUCACAGGAGAACGAGAAAGUGGUACCAAAGUGGUCGUGGAAGAGAGAGGACGCAGUUCUUCGGAAACUCUUACACCGCACAAGGCGGCACGUUCUUGCGGUGAAGCAGGGUCGCAGCUACUUUCACCUCCUUCAGGAGGAGGCGCAGGAGGAGCAGCGGAGGGAAAGACGGAGGAGAGAGGAAGUGAGACGCGGCAGGCUACGUCCUCCAGCUCUCUCCGAUUCAGACGAGGACAGUGAUGCCGAGAGAUGGUGUGAUGUUACGGCAACAUCCUCUGCAGACCGGGAACCCAACAAGAGGAAAAUACGGGCUCGUCCGUUUACCCCCAUCCACAGAUCGCUGAUCUCAACACCUCCUCAUCUGCUACCAGGGGAGCGUGUGUAUCGUCAGCUGUGCUGUCUGAACUGGCUGCUGGAGGCGCUGACUCUCGAACGCUCUGGAAGAGUUGGACCUGUAACGUCUUGUUGGGAUGCCAGGGACCCUGGAACGAGCAGCACCACGAUAAAGAGACUGAAUAAGGAAAAGGCAAUAGAGGCCAAGUGGGAGCAGUUUAUCGCCCCGCCGAAGAUGCGGCAGCUCACAUCCAGAGCAUCAGGAGUUUCUUCAGGGAGACAUCCGCUCCGGAAGACCUCCUCCUCGGCAUCGGGGUCAUCAGCGGGCAGCUUGUCGUCUCGGGCUCCGGCUCCGGAUCACACCUGUGAUGAGUCUGCUUACACCAAGGGCAUGGAGACCGACUCUGGUCCUCCUUCGUGCGAAUAUCUCGAGAAGUUCCUUCAAGAAGUGUGUCUUAAAAACUGUGAUAAACGACUCGCAUCCAGCGCCUCUGCCCCAAUCAUCCGCAAGGAGGAAGUGAUGUCGGGAGGGAAGAAGCCGUCUGUCGUGGCCAAAGCAGAAAAGUUAACACUCAGUUUAUCUGAUGCUCUGGACCUCUGUGCCAAGAAGAGAUGGGAUUUUGGGGUCCAGGGGUACUCAGAGAUGCUGUCCUGCGGACGAAUUCGUUCUGCUGUGACCUCAAAAACCUCUUUGGUCUCUCCGAGAGCUCCAGACUCAAACAUCCCUGAGGAGCCAUGCAGCACUCAGUGGCUCUCAGCGUUGCUCAGUAAUCUGUCCUCCAUCAAACACUCGGACAGGAGGGUCGCUCGUCUGCUGGAGAAGCUGAGCCGGUUUACAGCAGGCCGCUGUCUGCAGCUUCACACACAACACUUCCUGCGGAUCUUGGGCUCGCUGCAGGCCUGGGAGCUCUGCUGUCCUGAUCUGUGUGUGGCUAUAGAGAUAGUGAGGCUGAAUGUGGUGAAGAUGCCCAAAGCGGAGUACGACUCGUGGUUAAAGAGCCGAGUGAAGCCAUCACAGGCCCUCAAGAGUGCUGCACAUAACCCGUAAUCAGCAACUCCAAAAUCAAUAUAUAUAAGAAUAUAAGAUUACAAUAUAGAAAUGUAAUGUAUGUAAACUAUAGUAUGAUAUAUUAAAAUAUAAGCAAUUGAAAAAAAAGUGUAUUUUUUGCAUGGACAUUAUUUUUUUAUUGUUCAGUUCAUUAGCAUUUUACCAAGCGUCCUUUUAAAUACUUGUGAUAGUGUUCACAAUAAUUUAAUUUGCUGAUAAUUGCAUGUAUUUAUUGAUUAAUUCUGUGUCGUAAUUCAAUCAAAUCUUUAUUUGAUUUAUUUCUCAUUAGUGCAAUUUACAGUUUUGGCAUUGCACUGAAGAGAAUCUACAGUGAAAUUGUCAUGAAAGUAGUUUCGCUCGAUGGUAUGAAUGUCCUCAUCAUUGUGCAAUUCUUUUUUUUUCUUUUGAUUUGAGGUGAAAUAUGAUGUUCUUCACAGGAUGUGAAUUUAUAAAUAAU